AGCAUAUGUGCAGGAGGGUGGGAGGGUUGGAGAGAGAGAGAGAGAGAGAGAGAGAUAGGGGGGGAGAGGACAAGCGGAUGGGUGCUGUGAAAUCCGUUAACAGGGGAGCUCUGUGUGUUUGUUAGACGUCUUGGCUGCUUGCCCAACUUGGCUCAUUGUAAUCGAGGCAUGAUCGUCGACUCCAGGCAGCCCUCUCUGCCGCCUCGGCUGCCUCGCGUCUGGACCCAGCCCAGCUCUCACCGCUGACAUGGAAAGACCCACCCCCAGUGAGAUGAUGCCCAAGAGGGAUCAUGAGCGGGACCAGCAGCUGGACAAGAAGAUCGAGGCUCUCCGCAGGAAGAAUGAAGCGCUCAUGAAGAGGCACAAGGAGGUGGAGGAGGACAGGAAGAGGGCAGAAGAGGAAGGAAUGGCGCUACAGAGCCACAAGGGCAAAGCUGAGGAUCUUACCAUCACAAUCAGCAAGUCCACCAGUGAUAGUCGCGUGGUGGUGACGAAGCCAUUCAGCGGUGGUUCACCGGCUGGGAAAGGACAGCAGGAGGCCGGGCCCGACAAGGGGGGGGGAGGCCCUCUGCAGGGGGCUGGCCGAGGCCACAGGAAGCAGCUAACGGUCACCAUGGCUGGAAAAAAGGGUAAGAGGGUGGUGAGUGAGAGGCCAGAGAGGAGGCCAGGCCCUUCGGACAUCAAGAGCCCUACAGAUGACGGACAGGCGAGGCGUGUGGAGUCAGCUGGGAGGGGGAAUCAGCCGCCUCACACGACCAAUAGAGACGCAGCAGAACAGGACGGGGUUAAACAAGGGCAGCAGCACACCGAGGACCAGCACAGGCUUUCAGAGCAAUGCCAGGAGCCGGAGAGCCUGCAGGCCAGCACAGACCUCAACAUCCCCACGUCGAAAGAGGAGCAGGAGGAGUACGUGCGGUGGAAGAAAGAGCGCCAGCAGAUCGACAGGGAGAGAGUGGCACGCCACAAAAACGCCAAGGGCCAGUGGAAACGGGCGUGGGACGUGGACAAAUCUGACAACAUGUUUUCAGACAAAUCCCUCGCUGACAGAGACUGGGGGCCCUCCAACAGAGGUGGACGAAAUGCUAGAAGAGGAUCGUCCCGAGCAGGUCAUGAGAAGCGAGGCAAAGACAAGGGAGCUAAAGACGUGCUAGUGAUGAGCAGUAAAGCAAAAGGCAUAGAUCGUCUGACUGGGAGAGCCAGGAGAUGGCAGGCAAAUGAAGACGGAGAGAACGAACAGUCUGCUGACACGACGUUAGAAGAGUUUUUGGAGGAACUCGACGCCCUCACAGAUGCCGAGGUGGAAGAUCAGAAAGAUGAGGACUCGAAAUUGAAGCUGUCGCCCGACCCAAACUCCCUGAGUACAUCUGAGGAAGUGAGUGGAUCCACAGCAGCCCCCACUCAGGGGAAGGCAGAGGCCUCGUCCCCUCAGGGUUCGGAGAAGAAAGUGCGUUUCUCAGAGGCGCUCAUCCAGGCGGCUCACACAAAGCAAACCACAGGCUCUCAGGACUCUGCCUGCCCGAGGCCCUUAAAAGCCUCCUCACCUAGAAAGACCCAACACAAAGUGCAGGGGCCACAGCAGCCUCUGGAAAGUGCCAAGCAGGAGGAUGUUAGUCCUCAGGAUCAGGGAGGUGGUCCGCCUGCUCCUCCUGUUGCCCAGCAGCAGGCUUCUGAAACUGAAUGUAUUAAAGAAGACAGCACCCUCCCCACCGCUCCCAGCUCCCCCUCUGCUGAAAACGUCUGUGCCUCGCUACAGCCGAGCUCUGUGCAGCCUGUAGAGCUUGCCAAGUGCAACAUCAGCAACACAAACACAGAGGAACUAAUAGACUCCGGCCUGUCUGUGCUGAGCCUGGAGUCGGGAGAAACACACCCAACACACUCCACCAGCAGCGACAAGGCAAGAGAGCGCGGGAAGAUUGUUUGACAUUUUCUGGACGUAAAUACUGAAACCAAAUCACAGCGACACAGCGACACACAGAGCCUUUGCCUUUUUGUAUUUGCGUUUUGCUUCGGGCAGCUCGUUUGAGUUGCCCCGUCUAUGGCUGACACACUAAACCCUGGUUUCAUUUGGCUGUGGCGCCUCCCACCUGUGGACGUUCUCAAAACUCUCUCAGAUUUGAUGAAGGAAUGGUGAAAGUUUUUCCUGCUCAAAUAUUUUUUUUACAUCCAAGCACUUUAUGAGUAUAAAAGUAUGUGUACUGACACAUUUUUCAACAUGUUAAUACGCUGCUUCAGUGCAAUAUCAUUAAAUGUUUACAUUUGUAUGAAAAUGUCAGGGUACAUAUCAGGAGGCUUGAUAGCCCUUGAGAAGCCACAGUCAAAUUAUCUAGUGCCUGCUUCUGCCUUAGAGGUAUUUUCAAUAAGUGAAGAUUGUAGUAUGUGUUGAUACAGUAGUGACAGACCUACAGUACAGUCUGUAUUUAUACACAUAACAACUGUGUGACUACACAUAGUUUAUUUAUUGCUUCCAGCAUCAGUCAAUGGCCUUUAACUAAUCAGAAAUCACUACAAUAUUAAAGGGCACAUCUGGGACUUAUUGUGUUAUUGGCCACUGACCAAAACAGUUAAGUUGUUAACUUCCUAGAAUAUUACUACUGACAUAAAAAGUGUUUCAUUGUUAUUGUUACUAAGAACGUUUAAAGGGGGACUCCGUCCAUUUUACACUUCAAGCUCAGUGGACUCGUCGUGGUCAGUGCGAUUCAGCUCAGCGUGAAGGAGCUUCAUCGAGUCUGACAAAAUAACCCUGAUGAUGUCAUAGUGAUGUCAUCAAGGUUAUCUCAAUUUGGAAUUCACUAAUUGAAACAGAAAGCUCACGUUGAGAAACUAAGGAGUGAGGUGAUUGCAAGGCAGAUAUGAUCUAAGAAAUGCUAUCAAGUUUGAUUAUGGGAAAUGUAGCAUUGAGUUUUUUUUUAAGUUUGACCCAAUCUAGGGACUAAAAGUUAUAUCUUUGAACUCUGCUACACAGAUUUAAAUGAUUCUGUGGUGUCUCCAAAGUCCCCAAACGUACAUAUAAAUACAGCUCUUAAUCGCUGGACUCCUCCUUUAAUGUUAAGCUAACAUUCAGCUAAUAGCAAAAUCCACAUUGCUGGUAUACAAAUAUGUGGCUUGGAGAAUAAUAAGUGACACUGUGGAGCUAAAAUCUCACUCUUGCCCUUUAACACAUUGUUAUUGUGUUUUAUAAAGCCGGCACAGUUUUACAGCUGAAUCCCAAUUACCUGCUCUUCCUCAGACUCUCAGAACAUGUGUCUCAGCACUUAAUAUGGAAUUGCAAUGUACUGUAUGUCUCUCAUUUUAAACAACGGACACCAGAGACUUGAAAGUCAACAAUUGUGAAUCAAAACUAAUUUGAGAGCUAAAAUAUUACCUGUAAUUUUUCACUCCUGCUGUUUUUAAACACAGUCCCAGUUGAUAACAGCCUCCAACUCUUUCUCUGUUGAAGAUGUUGGCCCCUGUGGGACCGACAGUCAAAACACUGGGAUUCAGCUGCAAAUUCUCUUUUUGCAUUGUUUUGUAAUUUGUUCUCUUUUAUAAUCACAAGAGACACUAAUAUUUUUGAAAAGCUAAUGAAGCUUCAAGAAUCUAGCCUGUUGUUGUGCCUUGUUGCGUAUUGGCUUCUUCAAAUACUGAAGGUUUACAUUUAUUUCAUGGCCUGUACCAUAACACACAGUAGUGUUUAAAUGUAUUAACAGCUCUGCAUCAACACUGAAUUUAUUUAUUCGCCUCUCCAUUUGGACAACACAAUGUUAACCAGAAUUAUUUUACAAAUCUGCCAUGUAUUUGUAUUUCUUUUUAUUUAUUAGCAGUCUGUGAUUUUAUUUUUGGUAUCAAGUGUAAUAAGAAGCCUUACAAGAACUCUGUCCUCAAA
Anarrhichthys ocellatus (wolf-eel) is the source of this 3862-nucleotide messenger RNA. It is a transcript of the gene ccdc9b, whose product is annotated as coiled-coil domain containing 9B. The coding region runs from base 248 to 1921 and encodes 557 amino acids. The record is from RefSeq and is a predicted model, not a curated record. The transcript has 14 exons. NCBI's taxonomy places the organism in Eukaryota, Metazoa, Chordata, Actinopteri, Perciformes, Anarhichadidae.